GGGAUUUUGUUUGGACUUGCGGUUGCAUCUAGUGGGUUGCUAGAUUGCCUACAUACCCCCAAGGAGGGAUCAAACCGUUGUAGUUCUUGGAUUUGUAUUUCUGGUGUUGAGAGAAUUUUUGUGUCGACGGAUGUAUAUAUAUUUAUUUUUGAAUCCCUCGAAUAUAUUUCUUCUGCAGACGCCCUAAUUUAAUUUGGGCACCCGAUGUGUCAAAACUUAUAUUGGGCCGUGAGAAUGGACUUUUGUGUUGUUACACAAACGAAUUUGGCCGGGCCCGAACAUCGAGAUAAACUGUUUGAAAAUGGGCUUCAUAAUUCGUGGAUGAGUGAUUCAGCAGGCCCAUGUAUUGGACAUCCAUCUUUCUUUCCAGGCCCUUUAGCUUUAAUUUGCGCCAAGCCCAAUUGAAUUAUUGAAAGGCCUACUCCAUCCAUGAGACCAAACAGAUAGACUCCAUCUUCACUCUGGCCAAACUGAUCAGCUGGAGUUCUUCUAGGCGUAGUUAUCCCAAGCGGAUAGAUACCAAAUCAGAGUGGGGGUCGAUCUCAAUUCGAAUUGGAGAAGGAGACACCUUCUUGUAUUCCCAAUAAAAGGGAGGGCUCCAUCGCUUGGCUCUAUACCCCUUCUCCAACAUGCAGAAUCUAAAAUUGCUUCAUUCGGCGGAGAAAUUAGAUUGAGCAUUUGGUGUGACAAUUGGACGAGCGACCAGUGUACAGUGUUAACGCGACCCAAUUCGAUUUCUGGUUACAGAGAAAGAUUAAAGAGAGUAUUUUAGAGGGUGAGGCUUUGAUCAUUUCUCUUGGUUGUUUGGCUUUGUAUGGCUUGUUUUUGGGAAGUAGUGGUGCAAGGCUUUCACUAUGGUGGAAGAAGGAAAAAGAGGCAGAGUGGGAAGCUUCCUGUGUGAUGUGUAUUGCUGAGAUUGAAGGAAGAAAAUGUGGCAUCUUGUGCAGAUUUCUAGCGCUGGAACUUGGCCGCUCAUGAAUGACCAUAUGUUCCAGUGCUGGCAAUCACAGCAGCCAAGCGUGUUAAGGUUGGCCACUCAUGAACGACCAUAUAUGUCUUAACGCAGGAGCAGAUCACCAUGAAGGUUGGUCGUUCAUGAACGAAAGAACGUUGUUCAUGAACAGCUUAUCUUUUGUUGACAGCAAGCAUUCCGGACCAUGUAUUUCUCUGUUAAGGAAGACGGGUACAGUAAGAGUGCGUUGUAUACCUGAGCAUCGCCUUUGGAGCUUGAAUAGUUGCUGGACAUGCUUUUCAGAUUUUUUUUCUUCUCUCUGUGUAUUUUGCUUCAACGUGGCCACCUUUAUAUAAUAGUGGUUGGAUAGCUGAUGCCUUGUAUUUGAAUUUGAAUAAUAGCCCUAUCUUUAGCACUUGUUUUUUUUUUUUUUCCGAAUGUUUGAAUUGGUUGAGAUAUUAACCAACACUUGAAUAGUCAAAGCUCAAAGCUAGCAGAAUUUAUCCUUGACGUUAUUCAAAGCCAAAAGACUUUGAAAAAUAUUUGAAUAGCCCCCCUUGCUUGAUGUUUGAACUUGGUCAAAGAUAAAACAGGCUUAUCUCAUGUGUGAAUGAGUAUCUUUUUUUUUCUUUCUAUACGGCAACCAUAAUUUUUUUUUAUAUCUCAACAAUUGCCCCCCAAGCAUUGUGCGUGAAAAGACUUUACAUGUGCGAGGCUUGAUAUUUCCCACUUACUAAUCUGUAUUUCUGUGUAUAGGUAAAUGGAUACUCAAGGAUUUCUUUGCUCCGAGUGAGCCCCCAAGAAGGAAGGGAAGGAUCUUGACUGCGGUCCCGAAUACCAAAGAUCGUUACCUUUGAACUCAAUUAGUCUCAUGGUGUCCCUUGAGAGUAGGCCUACCUGGGUUACCACUGCCAACUUGAAUUCUGGCCAUCUUAGAUUCGAUCCUCAUGCUGAUGACGGUGUUAAAAGAAUGUUCGCUAUUUUGGUGCUCGUUUUGAUGCUCACACGUUGAGGAAGGCGAACAAUGAAGAGGACGGUGACAGCAAGUUCCCAGUUGGAGAAGAUUUUUACCCUACCCUACAUAAAAUGCUGAAAUGUAAGAAAGACUGGGGUGAAGACUUCUAUUUUCGAGGUCGGGCCGUUUUUGAGCAUGGCAUUUUAGAAUGGAUGGAAACCAUCUUAACUGACAUUGAAGACGCAUUAGACAAAGCCGGUAUCUUUGGUGCAGUUGUUGUUUCUCGUUAUCCAUAUGACUAUUGCAGUAAUGUGUGGAGGGCAUUCUGUGAGCUGCGGGGGCCUUUGACAAACAUUUUUCAUCAUGUAAAUGGAGAAAUGAGCAUCUCUUUGCAUGAUUUGAAUGUUAUUGGAGGAUUGUCAGUUUCGGGACAACCAUACGAAGAAUUCGUUCCUCCAAAUAAAGAUCUGGUGAAGGUUGAAUUAUAUCCUCCUACGGUUGCAGAGCUUUUGAGGAUUUACACCUAUCUGUGCGCUGCUUAUAAGAGCAAGUAGGUCUACUGGCCAUGGUGGAUUGAACAUUCUCUCGUGGGGAAAUAAUUUACGGAGCCUAUGGUGAAUGUAAGAAUUCUGGGGUUCUGAAAUUAAGAGAACCGAACUUGAGUUGAAGAUUUCAAAACAAGGAAAAUUGGCUGCAUUCCUCGCGUUUUGGCUUAGCAAGUUUGUUUUCCCUUCCAAGAGUAAGAAGAUAAGGCCUCAGGGUAUCUCUUGCGCCCACAGUAUUGGGUUAUGUGCACCAUGGUCUUGGUGAGAUGGCUACUCACCCUGUCGGUCCCGGCUCUUCCAACUCUUGUUUGCCUAUCCACUACGUCAUUGGUUGCCUUAGAGAAUAUUUUCUUAUCUGUACUCAUCACUCUCUGAUAAAGAGUUCCUAGCAGCAUACCCUCGUUUGGACAGGUAUGCAGGUGUUCAAGGCAGGAGUCUAAGCAUUACAGAGGCUUGUAUGGUUUUCAGGACUAGUAAAUCUGUCGUGCAUCGCCAUAUCUCUGUAGCCUGUGAAAAAGACCGUUUUUUGCUUGAUGACGACUAAUUGCCUAAUGUGUUAUUUGAGGUCCUCGUCUGUAUGCGUUCUGCAGUGCUGCCUGUGCGAGUUGGCAAGAGUCUUUUCCUUGAGCCCUAUUAUCCGAAUAGGUUUGUUCGUCAGAUUGGUCUUGAUCAGAGUGUUCCCUCCAACAAACUAUCCUUUAGUGUUUCCAAAAGGCAGCAAUGUGGUGUUGAUGAUCUGUUGAGGGCACAGAUUAUCCUGUAUAGGAAGAACACUACCUCUCGUUUCUUUAUCCCACGUUCUUCUUAUUCUGGCCAGUGUACAUGGUGGUACUGCAGAUGGUGGUCGAGAGCUUGUACUCCUUACUUGGGGCUAUCGGUGUCCAAAACUUUCACGACUUUGAACGAGCACCCUCCUGAAAAGCCACAACGUGUUUUUGUCGUACAGAAAUUGAGAGAAAUUUCUAUUGGUCUGAAACAAGAGGUUAAAAUCUCAGAGGUGGAAAAGUCUUGGGAAAUCUUCUAGAAAGGCUCCUCGAAAAGUCUUGUGAUGGAGCUUCUUGUUCUAAGGCCAGCAGAGCCCAUCCCACAGAUGAAUGUGGUGGACACAAAAGAGUUAGGCUUGAAAAGGUGGUUGAAAAGACUGUUGUUAUCCCAGUGAAGUCUUCUUCAAAUGGUGAACGUGGUUAAAUGUUCAUAGUCCUUUGAGAAUGGAAGCUCCAGAUCAAGUCAUUAAGAAUGAAGCGGUUAUGCCAACCAUUUGUUUGAGUGAUGCUUCUUCAAACCAGGCUCUAUCACCAUUGUCGAAUCAAGAGAAUUCCAUAUCUAAUUUGCUUGGUUCAGAACUGCCGUCCUUCAAGAAAUAUUACCUCAUUGCUCAGGUUGUGGACAUUUACGCUAAAAUUUCUUCAUCUUCCAUUCCAAAGGAACUAUUAGUCCAUGUUUCGGACAUCAGAUCAAGCCUUGACAUGCUUCGCCCUGCAAUUAAGCCUCUGAAAGCUGGAAAGUCGCAGCUUGAAGCGUUCGUAACUGCUAUUGAGAAGAUGCUAGAGGUGGCGGACCAGUCAUUAGCUACUACUAGGGUCCUUGAGCAGAAAACUACCAUGGAUGUUGAACUUGAGGAGUGUAAGAAAUCCAAGGGAAGUUUAGAGUCUCAACUUCUGGGAUCUUCCAAAGAGCUUGAAGCCUUGAAAGCUACGAAAUCUGACAUCAUAGCAGAUGAGCAGCGAGUUCAGAAGAGGCGAUCAGAAUAUGAUGCUAAGAGACAAUCUCUUAAAGACAUACAAUCUCUUGAAGACACUCUGCAAGGACUGAUGGAUUCCUUGAAAGAGCAUGAUGAAAGAGGCCAAAAGCUUCAAGAAGAUAGAGCUGCUUAUAUGGCGGAGAAACUCCCGGAGAUUGAGCAGGCUACGGCUUCGUAUAAGUUGGAAACAGAGGCGUAUCAGAGCCUGUUCGAUUCUUUGCUCCCGUUAUUCCAUGUGUGCACCACCCCAGUACAGACUUGAGGUAGUUUAGGAUUCGGUUUUGGGAGCCUGUUCCCACCGUUUGCUCUUUCUAUAGGACUUUUGUUUCCAUUUUCCAUAACUA
This is a messenger RNA of Rosa chinensis, 4537 nucleotides long. RefSeq lists its product as uncharacterized. Bases 3661 to 4455 code for a protein of 264 amino acids. The record is from RefSeq and is a predicted model, not a curated record. The transcript is spliced from 3 exons. NCBI's taxonomy places the organism in Eukaryota, Viridiplantae, Streptophyta, Magnoliopsida, Rosales, Rosaceae.